AUGCAUAAUGAGAUGUACUCCAUGAAGAAGAAUCUCUCGGAGUUGCUAGCAGGUGCUACGAUUCGUUUUUCGAAGUAUGGUUGGCUGUUGCUAGUGUCGAAAGACAUGAAAACUCCAUUCUUCUACAAUCCGUUCAGAAAAGUGAUGAUUCGACUUCCUGAUUUUCCUGAUGUCAAACACAGGUUAUACUUGAGUGGUAUGUCAUUCUCAUCUUCACCUACUUCUCCAGACUGUGUGGUUUUUGCGGUCGAACAAAUUAUUGGUGAUUUAAUCUCAAUCUACGCCAUUAAAAGAGGAAGUUGUUAUUGGAUGUCUCGUGUCCGUUUAAACAUUGGCGAUUCUUUUGUGCCAUGUUUCAACAAUCCAGUGUUCUUCCAGGGAGAUUUCUUUUGCCUAGAUUACAACGGAACUUUAGGAUGCUGUGUUGUUCAUGGUGAAGACAAGUUCGAUGCUCUGGGUUGGGUAGUUGACAGCGAGCACUUAAAACAGUUUAAUGGAACAUUCCCCAGUUACCUGGUCGAAUGCAAUGGACAACUUUUAGCAGUGAAUGUUGGGUGUUUCGGAGGAACGGUUGGGGUGUUUAGUCUGGAUUGGGCGAAGAAGGUCUGGGUUAAAGUUAAAAAUUUGGGGGAACAUAUGUUGUUCAUCAGCAAUACAUCUAGCUUCUCAGCAAUGGCUCCUCCAAAUAGUCGAAUGGAGAACAAAAUUUACUUCCCGAGGUUACAAAAAGAUGGAAGAGGGUUAUUAUUUUAUUCUCUCGACACAGGUAUGUAUCAUUAUUCUCAUGGAAGUCGAGCACAACAAAGUAAUACUGAUACUGCUACAGAUUUCUAUGACACCAAGGAGAUGUGCAAUAGCACUUGGAUUGAACCUGACUGGUCACAAAGCACUCCAACUACUUAUGAAAAUCACUUCAAUUUGUCUGCUUAA
Messenger RNA from Papaver somniferum (opium poppy), 930 nucleotides. Its product is annotated as F-box/kelch-repeat protein At1g57790-like. The transcript has a single exon. The record is from RefSeq and is a predicted model, not a curated record. Bases 1 to 930 code for a protein of 309 amino acids. Lineage: Eukaryota; Viridiplantae; Streptophyta; Magnoliopsida; Ranunculales; Papaveraceae.